GACGGCCACAUUGACAAAGAUGUGAAAAAAUAGAAAAUGCGGAACUGAAAUGUAUAUUUCUUUAUCUUUGGAUUAGCUAAAUGGCGACCAGACUUGAUCGUCUCCUCCUGCUCUUGGACACAGGUUCGACUCCUGUUACUCGUAAGGCAGCGGCGGCACAGCUCGGUGAAGUGCAAAAAUUACACCCCCAUGAGCUUCCAAAUCUUCUGACUAGGGUUCAUGCAUUUCUAAAAAGUGACAGUUGGGAUACAAGAAUUGCUGCUGGACAAGCAAUUGAAGCCAUUGCGAAAAAUGUUCCCGAAUGGAGUCCCCCAGGGAAUCAAGUAAAAGCUGAGUCUCAAGAAACUGGCUCUGUCAGUAGCAUUGAAUCUGAGCAACUUGAAUUCUCCAAGUUUGAUAUCAAGAGAGUSUUGCAGCAUGGAGAACCACUUGUUGGGUCAUCAGGUGCAGAGUAYGAAUUGCCAGAUGAGGAUUUAGCUGGUCUUGAUCCCAAGGAAAGGUUGAUGCACCAAAAGAGAAUGGUCCGMAAGCGUCUAGGACUUGACAUUUUGCCAGGUUUGGAUGUGGGAAUGGAUAAGCURUUUGAUGAUGAAGACUUAAUCAUGACUAAUGAAGAAGUACAUAGACAAAAGAGUGUGAAAAAGCAGUCCUCAUUUGAGAGUGCAGCAGAUGUUGUUAAAGCAGAAAUUGCAGCCAUUAGUUCAUCAUCUAAACUUAGUGCCAGAGAGAAAAAUAGAGCUAAAAGAAAAGCCAAGUUGAUGGCCAAACAAAGAUCCAAAGAUGGAGCUGACACAAUUGUUGAUGAUGAUGACACACCUAAUAUAAAGAAGAGAAAAACRGCAAGUGUUGUUGUGGACCAACCUGCUGAUUCUGAUAAAAUCGUCGUUGAUAAUAUCACAGAUGUUGCUGCCACAUUUGAAGAGUCAGGUGAAUGGCCGUUUGAAAYCUUCUGYGAGGAAUUGUGCCAAGAGCUGUUUCACCAGUCAUGGGAGGUUCGYCAUGGAGCAGCGACUGGUUUGAGAGAGAUUGUGAAGGUCCAUGGUCAAGGGGCUGGCAAGACAGUUGAUACACAUGUAAAUGAUCUGCAGAACCAAAACAUGAAAUGGAUGGAGAACAUGGCUGUACAUCUGUUGUGUGUUCUGGCUCUUGAUAGGUUUGGUGACUUUGUGUCAGAUGAGGUUGUAGCUCCAGUACGAGAAACAUGUGCUCAAACYCUUGGUGUGGUUUUAAAACGUAUGGAYGUGGAGGAUUGUAAGAGUGUCAUGAUGGCUUUGCUUACUCUGCAACAUCAGCUGGAGUGGGAAGUUAGACAUGGUGGUCUACUAGGAAUAAAGUACCUUUUAGCUGUCAGACAGGAUCUAACAGAUGAGCUCGUCCCUAUGGUACUAGAUCCUAUUAUUACAGCACUUCAAGAUGAUGAUGAUGAUGUCAGAGCCUUGGCUGCUUCAGCUCUUUUGCCUGUCAUUGAGGCUGUGGUGRAGCUGGCUCCAAACAAGAUGCAAGAACUUUUAAUGACAUUAUGGGAUACUCUGGUAGAACUAGAUGAUCUAACRGCCUCAACCAAUAGUAUCAUGUCUCUAUUAUCUGGCAUUUUAUCUUGUCCAAGUGUMAAUAUGGAUCUGUUGGGUGCAGCUGGCUCAUUAACAGACCUUGUCCCAAGACUAUGGCCGUUUUUAAGACAUACAAUCAAAUCYGUCAGAUCUGCUGCCUUGAAGACCUUCAAAACAUUGCUUAAUGGAUCUGCAGUAGAAAAGGACUCCUCAUAUGAAUGUCCUUGGCUUACAUCAAUCAUGCAAGAUGCUGUAAGACACAUCUAUCAGAGAUUUAUACUGGAACCUAAUCCAAAAAUAYUGGAAUUUGUCUAUGAGGUUUGGUGUGAGCUGUUGUCUAAAUGUACCAAGUCUUGUAUGGCAGCUGUAGUGGUACCAUAUCUGAACAGCUGGAUUGGAAUUAUGAUGAUGCAACCUUGUGUCACUAUUGACCCCUCACUAUUAAUACAGGCAUUUCAUAAGCCUAGACAUAAGUUGGAUAAGAGCAUUGACAAAAGCUCAAGAGGUCGUAGUCAACAGGUUGUUCAACCUACUUCUGAAGUUAUAGCUGGAGCCCCUGUCAGCAUGGAUGCAGCAGAAAGAGAUACGGCAGUACUAAGAUCCAGGCUAGCAGCUGCUAAAGCUUUAGGUCUACUUGCAUCAUAUCUUGCCAAGUACCCUGGUGGGAUGAAUCCAACACCGUUAGAUUACUUGAUCCAAACUUUAGCAUACCCUUUGUCAUCCACUUCUGGAAUACAGAGAAUGUCUGCUGCAUUGAUUAUAGAAGAAUGGGCRUUAUGUGAUCAGGUAAAGCAUUGCCUUUGUUUUUUCCCAAUAUUAACUUUUAUGUUAUGUAUACAUGGAURUAGGGUACAGUCAAGUGUGGCGUGUGUUCUAAUUGCUCUCAAAGAACUUUCAGGCAAGCUUAACCCCGUUAUACGACCAAUAAUGGAUUCAGUAAAGAAAGAGGAACAAUCMAUUAUGCAGAUGAAGACAGCCCAGAGCCUUGCAAAUCUCCUUCAGCUGACCAUGGCAAGAUCACCAUGUCCAAACCCAAAGAUUGUUAAAAACCUUUGCUCAUUUGCGUGCUGUGAUCCAACAGUCACUCCCUCGAUCAAUCUAAACAUGAGUGUUGAUACAGAUGAACCCCCACCCUCCCCCUCUGUGUCGUCUGGAGCGCCAUCAUUUAAUAACAGCAGUAUUGCAGCUGAAAAAAGAAAGUGGAAAGAGUUUGUCAAAGUAACCGGAUUGUAUAGAGAACUUGCAAAAGGCUUAAACAGGAGUUUGUUCAAUGUUUAUAAAAAAGCCGUUCGCACAUUUGAUAAAAACAACUACGCUGGGAAAUACUCAGAAGCCGAAGAUAAAGAGUUGUUAAAACUUGUAGCAUUGCAUGGGAGAAAGUGGACCAGAAUAGGAGGAAUUAUGGAUCGAAGUAACGUAUCUGUGGUACGCAGAUAUGAAUAUAUUAAAGACAAGCCCAACCAUGGUCCUUGGAGUGAAGGAGAGACAAAACUUCUCAAGCAAGCUGUGAGAAAGCUAACUAAAACCAAACAGGGGGAUGAAGUUUAUGAGGGAAUUUGCUGGACUUCAGUGGCAUCUAUCGUUAAAACAAGAAAUAGUAGUAUGUGCAGAGAAAAGUGGCUUGAAUGUCUUUGUUGGAAAGACUGUAGUCUUAACAAUGUUGUCUCUAAGAAAUGGAGUUCCAAAAACGAUGUUGAUUUGAUUACCAGAAUCUAUGAAAGCAAAGCUACUGAUGAGACAGACAUCGACUGGGCAUCUUUAUGUGAAGAGUUUGAGAUGGCACGGUCACCCGCUUGGUUAACAAGGAAGUUUACGACAGUCAAGAGAAAAUACUGCCAGAUUGUUGACUUACAAAACACAGAUUUUGACGAACUUAUUGACUAUUUCGCUGCUACUUCAAGAAGACGAAACAAACUCACAAGCAGUUCWUCCUUUGACAAUGCAACAWCUGAUGGAGGACCRACUGAGGACGAGAACUCCAAAGAGCUGGCAGUUCAAAGAAGAGGAGCAGAACUCUGUCUGAUAAGAUUAGCCAAACAUUUUGAUAAAGACAUYCCUACGGGUAUUCCAAAACUAUGGGAGACGAUGACUCAGCCUCUAGGAACCAUGCACAAUAACAGUGUAUUAGGUAAUGACAGUGUACGGACCAAUGAGACUGAUGCUCAAACUCUGGUUCACUGUCUUCAAGUCCUGGAACUAUUGGUUCCUCACAUUCACCAAUCACUUUUGAAUGAGAUCGUAGACAUGCUAACAAAUCUAUUAGUAUGCCUUCAACAUCCCUACUGUUCUGUGCGUCACAUGAGUGCAAGGUGCAUGGGUGCUCUUAGUAAAGCAGCCAGUCAACGUACAUUAAAACAUGUCAUCAAUGAUGUUGUACCACUUAUGGCGACUGGAGACAGUGUGAUUAAAAGACAAGGAGCUAUAGAGGCCAUUAAUCAUGUUAUUGAGAGCAUGGGUAUCGACAUUGUCCCUUACGUCGUUCUCCUGGUUGUGCCCAUAUUAGGACGUAUGAGUGACCAGUGUGAAGAUGUACGUCUCUUAGCAACACACUGCUUUGCUACGUCAAUCCGUCUUAUGCCCCUUGAGGCUGGUAUACCUGAUCCACCAGGAAUGUGCGCAUCUCUCGUGGAGMAAAAACAAAAAGAGCGAGUGUUCCUUGAACAGCUUCUCGACGCCAAGAAACUACARAGCUACACCAUUCCUGUACCUAUAAAAGCUGAGUUAAGAAAAUAUCAACAGGAUGGUGUCAACUGGCUUGCGUUUCUUAACAAGUAUAAACUACACGGCAUUCUUUGCGAUGACAUGGGAUUAGGCAAGACCUUGCAGUCCAUAUGUAUCAUGGCGGGAGAUCACCAUAAYAAACUUCAGAAAUUUCAGGAAACUGGGAAUCCUGAUUGUAAACCACUUCCAUCUAUUGUGAUUUGCCCGCCAACCCUGACUGGGCAUUGGGUGUAUGAAGUAGAAAAGUUUAUUACUAAAGAAUAUCUUCGACCUUUACAUUAUACUGGAUCUCCUAUGGAAAGACAAAGAUUACGUGGCAAGGUCAAGAAUUACAACCUUAUCGUAGCCUCGUAUGAUAUUGUAAGAAAUGAUAGCGACUUCUUUAGAUCUAUAAAAUGGAACUAUUGUAUUCUAGAUGAAGGACAUAUUAUAAAGAAUGGUAAAACUAAGCUCUCUAAAGUAAUAAAACAGCUUCAAGCAACUAAUAGGAUUAUACUCAGUGGAACUCCYAUACAAAAUAACGUACUUGAGUUGUGGUCAUUGUUUGAUUUCUUGAUGCCUGGGUUCUUGGGGACGGAGAAGCAGUUUCAGGCACGGUAUGGUAAACCAAUCCUACAAAGUCGUGAUGCUAAGUCUUCAUCCAAGGAACAAGAAGCAGGAGCCCUGGCAAUGGAGGCUCUUCAUCGUCAAGUCUUGCCUUUCCUCCUUAGACGUCUCAAGGAAGAUGUCUUACAGGAUCUACCACCUAAAAUAAUACAGGAUUACUACUGUGAUCUUAGUUCUUUGCAGGUUUGCUUCUCACACUUUCACCGUACUUCAUUUAAGACUAGUCAUCUCUAUUGUUCCCUGCGCCAUCUUGAAUUACAUCGGAGCGAGAUGACCRUUGAGCGUGCAAUGAUAGAUACCUGUGAAUGA
Molecule: messenger RNA, 5186 nt
Organism: Exaiptasia diaphana
Lineage: Eukaryota; Metazoa; Cnidaria; Anthozoa; Actiniaria; Aiptasiidae
Product: TATA-binding protein-associated factor 172
Exons: 34
Coding region: 81-5186 (1701 amino acids)
Molecular function (GO): ATP binding; ATP-dependent chromatin remodeler activity; TBP-class protein binding
Source: RefSeq, a predicted model, not a curated record